Molecule: messenger RNA, 288 nt
Organism: Cylicostephanus goldi
Lineage: Eukaryota; Metazoa; Nematoda; Chromadorea; Rhabditida; Strongylidae
Source: the annotation of a GenBank genome assembly
CUGGCCAUACAAAUUGUUGCAAAUCUACCGAUGGCAGACAUCGUGCGUGCUGCAAGGGUAUCACGUUUCUGGCGUGAUAUCUGUGAGGACGAUCGUAUGUGGCGGCUGAAGUGUGAACGCGAAGGACUAGAACCCCUCCCUCUGCCUAGUGAACGUGUUGCUGGAGCUUGGGAACAGACAGCUAUGGGUAAUGGUGUGACCAUUGUGGAUCACUAUAAGGGAGCUGAAUUGGAGCAGCAUAGGAAGGCGAGAGAGCAAAGUUAUGGAAGAAUGCUCAUGCUUUGGUGA